AUGAGGGCGACAAACAGCAAAAGUAAUGAGGCCAAAAGUGGGGAUAAGGCCUCUGUCCCCCCUUCAAUUGUUAGAGGGCUUCACCUGGGGCAGCUUCCUGUCUUAGUGUGUACUUUUGAUAAUGAAGCCUGCCUUCAACAAAGGAGCACUAGUGUGCGCAAGGAUGGAGACGUGGUGAUUGGCUGCUUUUUAUUUCUUUAUUUCUAUAUCUACUACACUGGCACCUUUCAUAUAGAGCCUCUCAGAGAAUUCUAUAUCACGCCGCUUGCACCCAACAACUACCAGAACUACCUGGCCCUCCUUUUUGCCAUAGAAGAGAUCAACAGGAAUCCUCAUCUUUUACCCAACAUUUCUCUGGGAUAUGAGUUCCAUAAUUUCAUUUACAGUCAUUGGAGGAUACUAGAGAAUUCCUUCAUUUUGCUCACAGGACAACAUGAGAUCUCUAAUUACAUGUGUGGAACAGAGAGCAAGUGUGCAGCAGUACUGACAGAAAUGUCAUGGGGAACCUCGGCUCAGAUUGGACCACUGCUGGAGCUCUACAGAUUUCCACAGGUGAGGGUUGGUGGGACUGAAAAUGCUGGAAGUGCAAUACGGGUUACCUUUGGCUCAUUUGAUCCUACGCUGAGGGACAGUGGCCAGUAUCCUUCUCUCCAUCAAGUGGCCCCAAAGGACACUUAUUUGGCCCUCGCCAUGGUGUCCUUGUUGGUUCAUUUCCACUGGACUUGGGUGGGCCUGCUAAUCACAGAAGGCCAUAAGGGUCUUCAGUUUCUCUCAGAUAUAAGAGGUGAGAUGGACAAGAACAGAAUCUGUGUGGCCUUUGUGAAAAUAUUGUCAACUGCUGCUGUGUCAUAUAUGUCAGCCACGAAGAAACAUGAUAUCCUGACUCAAGAUACAUUAUCAGCCAAUGUGGUGGUCAUUUACUAUGAUACUGAUAGUGCAAAUGAUGUAAAUUACAACAUAGCGCAAAACUUAGUGACAUGGAAAGUUUGGCUUUCAAACUCACGGUGGCAUGCUGAUCUGACUGGGAGAGAUUUUAUACUGGACCCAUUCCAUGGGAUUCUGGUUUUCUCACAUCACCAUGAAGAGAUUUCAGGGUUCAAAACUUUUGUCCAGGCAGCUAACCCUUUCAAAUACCCAGAAGAUACUUACCUCUUUAUGUUUUGGUCUAAGCAUUUUAAUUGCUCAUUCUCUGAGUCUGACUGUGCCUUGAAGAACUGUAUCCCUAAUGCUUCUCUGGCUUGGUUGCCUCCAAAUCGUUUUAACACAGUUAUGAGUGAUAAGAGCUACAACAUAUACAAUGCUGUGUAUGCUGUGGCCCAUGCCCUCCAUGAAAUGCUGUUUGAAGAAGUGCUAACGCCACCAAUGAGAGAUACAAAAGUGAUGUUUUACCCUUGGCAGCUGCAUCACUUUCUGAAGAACGUCCAAUUUAACAACUGUGCUGGGGACAAGGUGAACUUAGAUAAUAGAAGAAAACUGGACUCACAGUAUGACAUUCUCAACUUUUGGAAUUUUCCAGAAGGCCUUAGACUUAUGACAAAACUAGGCACAUUUUCCUCUCAUGGGCCACAUGGCCAGAACAUGACAUUAUCUGAGGAUAUCAUAGAAUGGGCCACCGGAGCUACCAAGUGCCAAGAGAAUGAGAUUGCCAAUGACUCAAAUAUGGAACAGUGUACAAAGUGUGCAGAUCAUCAAUAUGCCAAUAUUCAGAGAAGUUACUGCCUGCAAAAAGCUGUGACAUAUCUGGGUUAUGAAGACCCCUUGGGAAAGGCUCUGGCUGCCACAGCCCUGAGUCUAACUGUCCUCACAGCUGCUGUUCUUGGGCUCUUUGUGAAGCACCGAGACACUCCCAUCGUCAAGGCCAACAACAGGGCUCUCAGCUACACCCUGCUCAUCUCCCUCACCUGCUGUUUCCUCUGCUCCUUGCUCUUCAUUGGCCAGCCCAACGCAGCCACCUGCAUCCUGCAGCAGACCACAUUUGCAGUUGUGUUCACUGUGGCUGUUUCCACUGUCUUGGCCAAAACUAUUACGGUGUUGCUGGCCUUUAAGGCCACUGCCCCAGGCAGAAGGAUGAGGCAAUUGCUGACAUCAGGGGCACCAAACUACAUCAUCCCAAUCUGUUGCCUGAUGCAACUCACUCUCUGUGGCAUCUGGAUGGGGGCAAAUUCACCCUACAUUGACAUAGAUGCUCACUCUGAACAUGGCCACAUCAUCAUCAUGUGCAACAAGGGCUCCCUCGUUGCCUUCUACUGUGUCCUGGGAUACCUGGGAUCACUGGCCCUGGUGAGCUUCACUGUGGCUUUCCUAGCCAGGAACCUGCCUGACACCUUCAAUGAAGCCAAGUUCCUGACAUUCAGCAUGCUGGUGUUCUGCAGCGUGUGGGUCACCUUCCUGCCCGUGUACCACAGCAGCAAGGGGAAGGUCAUGGUGGCCAUGGAAGUCUUCUGCAUCUUGGCUUCCAGUGCUGGGUUGCUGGGUUGCAUAUUUGCCCCCAAGUGCUAUGCUAUUUUGUUAAGGCCAGAGAAUGAUUUUCUUCCUGAGAUGAAAGGUAAAAAACAUUCUGAAAGAAAAUUAGCAUUCUUAAAUUAA
Messenger RNA from Octodon degus (degu), 2586 nucleotides. RefSeq names its product vomeronasal type-2 receptor 116-like. Gene Ontology annotation, biological process: G protein-coupled receptor signaling pathway. Gene Ontology annotation, cellular component: membrane. NCBI's taxonomy places the organism in Eukaryota, Metazoa, Chordata, Mammalia, Rodentia, Octodontidae. The record is from RefSeq and is a predicted model, not a curated record. The coding region runs from base 1 to 2586 and encodes 861 amino acids. Gene Ontology annotation, molecular function: G protein-coupled receptor activity. The transcript is spliced from 7 exons.